Molecule: messenger RNA, 4247 nt
Organism: Lineus longissimus
Lineage: Eukaryota; Metazoa; Nemertea; Pilidiophora; Heteronemertea; Lineidae
Product: gametogenetin-binding protein 2-like
Exons: 12
Coding region: 140-2056 (638 amino acids)
Cellular component (GO): cytoplasm; nucleus
Source: RefSeq, a predicted model, not a curated record
GGUCGACAGUACUUUCGGCAGGAGCCCGCAAAAUACAGCGAAAAAGAUCGCUUUUUCUACCAAUAUAUACCAUUUAUAGUUUGUGAAAUUAAUCGAGCAGAAACUUGACACAUUCGGGUUACAAUAAAACAUCAGAAGUAUGGCAAAACUGGUAAAAGUUUGCCCAGGAUUGCAAGACUACGAAUUCGAGAGGCGACAACUUCCACUGGUUGUUGACGACACUCUCACGAUGGUGAUGCAAUUCAAUGACAGCUGCUUGGGCUGUGAGAAGGGGAGCAUCAAACAGAAAGAGAUGGAAAGUUUUGUCCAGAAGUUUUCAGCGUUGACAAAAGAUGAAGUAGCUAUCGCCCUUUUGGUUAAAGACAGUGAUAUUUUUCACCUGUUAUCACAGAAGGUGCCGUGUGUAGGCUGUCGGAGGAGUGUUGAGAGGUUGUUCAGUCAGCUUGCACGUUCAAGCCAUCCUGCUCUGGAACCAUUGGUGAUCACAAAGGAUUCUGAGCUGUCCAUAAACCGAAACUACCUGUUAGAUCCCAAAGCGAUGUAUGCUUUAUUUCACGUGCAUGGGUCCAAAUUCAGCACAAUUGUGGACUCGAUUCCCAAGAGCAGAAAGAAUAAGCGGUGUACACUACAUUCCCUGGAAACACACAAGGUGAAAUGCUUGGGGACUUGGACUGAUGUCUGGGAUGUGUUAUCGAAAGAAUGCAGGGAAAAGGUUGUCCUUAUCGAUGCUGAUAGUCUCUUGGAUACCUUAGAAACAUACCUCAGAAAGCACAGAUUCUGCUCCGACUGCAAGUCUAAGGUUCAGCGUGCGUACAGCAUAUUGGUUGGCGAAGUCAACUCCAACUCUGAGAAAGGUUACUGUCCAGCCCUGUAUGAAGGUCUCCGCUGUUGUCCACAGGACAGACACCUCCAUAUUCACUGUGAUACUGACUUCAUUGAGCAGAUCAUUCAUCGUGCUGAGCCAGAGUUACUUGGCAGCAGUAGCCGCAGGGAACGGCAUGCCAAGACUUUGGACAUUGCACAAGAAGAGGUCCUGACUUGCCUGGGGAUACAUUUGUAUGAGAGGCUUCAUCGUAUCUGGCAGAAGCUCCGUGCCGAGGAACAGACUUGGCAGAUAUUGUUCUGUUUGGGGGUUGAAUCAUUGAAGAAGAACUUUGAGGUUGCCCUGGAGAAGAAGCAGGGCAAAUCAAACUUGGAGCUGAUGUGCGAGGAGCUGCUUGCAGAGGAAAUAGCCAAAGAGCAGAAACGCGAGCAGAAGCGACAGAAACGUAAGAAGAAGAAAAACAAAGGAGGUCCGGUUGAGAAUGGGUGGUGCCCGGAACAAAACAGUGAUACUGGUGGUGAUAAGUGUGAGUGUGAUGAAAAUACCAAUUGCUCUAUCACCAACUGUGCAAACUGUGAUCGUGAUCAUUCUGCCAACAACAACACUUUGGACAAAAUCGUCGACUCUUGUACAGACUGUAAGGGAGACCAGGAUCUACGCGCCCUAGGCUGUAAGGUUCCGCCGCCGGGGAGUUUGAGUAAUCGGAGUGAUGCGGGGUACUCAUCAGGCCAUGAAGGAUGCGAGAGUUGCAGUAUGCCAAGUUCAAAUGGGUCAGAUAUAGCUUGUUCGGAGGAGAGUUGUAACCAUGAUGGUAACUCUAGUCCAUGUACUGUCGACCUUCCAGACGUGUGCAAGGAGUGGUUAGGGGACGGCAGAGAGGGAGGUUGCAGGCAGAAAGGACGAUGUAAAUCAACCAGAGACCUAGGUAAAGCAGUUCAAGUGGAACCGCAACAGAACGACUCCAGCCCUUCCAAAGAUUCCCACUACAGAACGACACUCAGUUUACAAGAUAUGUUAGAGGCGUCAUGUUCUUCUGAAGACGAAGGUGAUGCAAUAUCAGAAGAGGACAUCCAGAGAUUCAAGGAAAAUUCGAAACUGCUGUCUACCAAGCGUCAGGAGCUGCGUGAGACAUUGCGGAAACGUUUUGACAUGAUGUGUCGUAAUGGGCAGUGUGCGCAUCCAAAUUGUAAAAUGAAUCAUGCGAUGAAAGACUUGAAUCUCGGCUCUGAAUAGGCCCUUGGCUCUUUUCUUUAAUUGUACAGUUUUGUCAACUUGUUACUAAGACUUUAAUGAUGGAGGUUGGGAUUUUGUGGAUGAUAGUUUGGUUGACCUUUAUGCGAGUUCGAGAUGUCUUAUGAUAAAUCCAUCAAGAAGUGUAUGCAAUUAACACCUUGGGUACCCAACUAGGUAGAUCUACAGUUAUGUCUAUUGCUCUCAACCGUUCUUUGCCCAACAACUUGUGGAUGGAACCCCUGCAUUAAAGUCCUCCUUAACGAAAUCUAUCAUCCACAUCCUCCCAUAAUCCACAUAAUCGUUCAACACUGUUGGCAUACUUGAAAAAAGUAAGUGAUAUCUAAGCUGUGGGCUGUUUCUAGCAGGUGUAUAAUGUGACAUGCAGAGAAGUAAUGCAUCCGAGAUGCUAUUUGUAUAUAGAGUGUUUGAAAUUAUGAUGCAACUGAUGCUUGUCACCUGAAUGUCUUGGAAUUCACUCUUCAGUAUGUUAAGGGCGCCUGUAUUUAAGGAAGUGUCCCAUGCUCUUGGUGAUGACGGAACAAUGAUGUGAUUUUAGGGUUUAUGGUUCCUCUAGUUUGCCUCUUGAACCAGGUCGAAUAGAUACUUGUAUAUGGAUACCAGAAUUGCCAGUUUUCUUAAAUUUCAGUGACCCGUUUGCCUUGGAUAUGUCGAGAGGUGUAACCGGUUAUUGAAUGGAGGCGGCAGUUAUUGUGAAAUGGAGACAGCUAAUUUUGUAUGAAAGUAAUUUAUUGAACGGAUUGUGAAAUUUCGAGGUUAUUUCAGUUACCUUGGUCUGAAACUUUUGUUAGUUGGACAUUUGUCUAUCUUGAAUAUCAGAAAAGAAAUAUAUGCAUUUGUCCACACUUAAAAAGAAAUGUAUAAAAAAGUUUAGUUCUUGCUCACCGGUAAAUGAUGACCAUAAAUUGACCCAACAUGCAUUACUUCCCUGACUGCUUUUAAUGUGAACUACCAGACAUUAGACACACUGAAAAAAUGGACAUAUUCUUACUUGUAAAGUCGAAGGCUGAAAUUUUUUAACUUGCUAUGCAAACUUGGUUGUUAUUUUCCUUAGUCCUGUAACUGUAAUAAUUUAGAAAUUAACCCAUUAAGUAAUAACCCCUGGGCACCCAACAUGUUAAAAAUGAUCAGUAAGUGCAAGGAUAAUCUCACACAUGUCAUAAGUGAAUUAUUAUACUGAAAGAAAGGCAGUAAAAUUUAUGAUGGUAUUGUUGUAGUAUCUAACCGAAUGUUUGAAGGCCGUUGCUGUAAUUGACAAUGAUAGGCUGGCCCCUACCUCUGUCAUCUGUCUAGGCUAUUGGGGCAAUUCAUUUCACAACGAUGCAUGCUCUAAUUGAACACAUUUUGUUCUUUCUAAAUUGUCCCUACCACUAAUCACAAAAUCAGUAAAACUUUCACUGUCAGCGUUUCCUUGGGCCAAUAACCCAGUUUACACUAGAACAAAUGGAAGUUAUCCACAAUGGAUUCUGGUCUCGUGUCUUUUGAAUGUGACUUGUAAAAACCUUAUAAUGGACUGCAUUUUUACAAGUCAUUAAAAUUUGAUGUGUUUGCAGUGGAUUUUGUUCUCAUGUCUUUAUUUGAAUGUGACUGGUAAAAACGUUUUAAUGGACAGUUUUUUCACAAGUCAUUAUGCUCAGAUGUGUUUGCAAUAACAGUGAUGUGACAUUUCAUAGGCCUACUUCUGCACAAUCACAUGCUUCUCUCUUUUGAUUUACCUUUUGCCUGAAGUGCUGUACUCUGUACUUGCGGCUAUUUUUUUACAUUGAAUGAGCUGCGAUUGCCAGUCACAACUUUCAAAAUCUUCAUAUUUAACUUUGCAGUUACUGACUGAAGCAGGGCUGCCUACGGUAUCAUUCUUUGGCUUAUCCGAUUGUUGAUUUUGUCCUUGUACUGGAAGAGGAGCUGGGGAUGAUUUGUAGUUUCUAGAUUGAUAGUCAAAUAAUAACCUUUGUACCUCAAUGAUUUUUGCCAGAAGUAGCAAUGGAGCCAUUUCCGUCUUUUUUUUAGAAUGGAUAUUUAAUUGUGUUGCAGAAAACUGUUUGUAUAUGAAGAGUGUGUGGACUUGAUAACAUUUAACUUUGGUCAUUGAGCGGCUGGCUGACCCUAUGCUACCUAUGUUUCAAGUAAAUCUGGGAUGCAAGUAUCUGAAUAAAGUGAUAAAUAAAGGAAUAAA